AUCUUACUCAAUGUUACGAAACAUUGAUUAUUUCAAAAGGGUCCACCCAUGGCGGAGCAGUAUAUAACCGUCAGAAGCAAGCCUACGUGCUUGAGAGAGCAACUUUGGACUAAAACGCCGUAAAAGUGAGCGUUUGAGGGAAGACAUGUUCAAGCCGGUGAUGUUGGCCGCCUUGUUGGCGGGGGUGGCACACUGCCGCUUCAUGGAACCCUCCAGCGACCCAUACGCACUUCCGGAAGGAAUGCUCAUCGGGGCGGGCGUGUCCGCCCUUCAAACAGAGGGCGCCUGGAAUUUGUCGGGGCUCACGCAGGAAAGGCCGAAAGUGCUGCGGACUACGUUCUGCACCUCGGCAAGUUGAGUUCCCUUGGCUUCGGCGACCCGCACGACCAUGACGUGGCGGCCGACUCGUACCACCGGUACAAGGAGGACAUCGCCAUGGCCGUCAAACUGAAGCUGACGCUCUAUCGAUUUUCCAUCUCGUGGUCUCGCGUCCUGCCCGACUCCGACCCGUCCAACCCCAACAUGGAAGGGGUUCAGUACUACCACGACCUCAUCGAUGAAAUCCUCCGAAACAAUUUGACACCCAUGGCGACUCUCCACCACUUCGACCACCCUCGCAUCCUGGAGGACCAGUUCAAAGGCUUUCAAGGAGAGGAGAUGGUCGCCAAAUUCAAGGAAUACGCCCGAUUUGCCUUCAACCAAUAUGCAGGAAAGGUGAAGCUCUGGGUCACGGUGAACGAGCCCAACAUGUACUGCAUCUACUUCCCAAAUUUGUACAACAUCUCUGGUUUGUACACUGACAAUGACAUGCAGCGGUACGACUGCGUCAGGCACACCAUCCUCGCGCACGCCGAGGCGUACCACGUUUUCCACGAGGACAAUCACGAAGGUCGUGUCGGCUUCACCGCCCUGCUGACCCCCGCCCGGCCGAACAGCACUCGCUCUGAGGACGUCUACACGGCAGCAGCCUACAAUGAACUGCAGGCUGGCUUGGCGCUCAACCCAGUGGUGCACGGGGACUGGCCCCAGGAUGUCAAGGACCUCGCUGGCAGUAAAGUUCCUGAAUUUAGCGAAGCAGAGAAGCAGCGAAUCAAGGGGACCGCGGACUUCCUGGGCUUCAACGUGUACUACACGCUGACGGUCGCCUACAAGACGCCCGACAACGCCACCGACGGCGGCAGCAUCCGCGGCGGCAUGCACUGUUAAAAGAAACUGUAGGAAAACAGCACAUUUACCAACGAGUGAUUUGCUUUUAAGCAGCACGUGUCAUCGGAACUUAAAACAGCACAAAUGCUGUUAGGAAACAGCAAGUUUCAUCAUUGGAGAAAACAACAAAUAUAGUCGAUUUCCAAUGCUGGAAAACAGAACAUCUUGUUUGUAAAAUUAAUGAUAUAUGCUGUUUUGGAACGGUAUCCUGUCAUUUAAAAACAACACCAUUCAAUUGAAGAUUUGCCGGAGCAUUUUGCAGCUCACGGCUCAAAUCAAACUCCAACUAUGUCAAAAUAAAUUCUGUUGUUUCUGAACAGCAUUUGUGUUGUAAAGUUUUUUAGCAACACUUCCAAUUUUUAAACAGCGGUGAACUGUCCAAGAACUGCACGAACUGUUACAAAACAAAUGUCUUGUUUGAGCCGUCAGGAAACUCCUAUUUCCUUUUUGUGAAUAACAGAGAGACCGCGUUGAAGAACAGUGCUGUUUGUAAACAGAAAAGAGCGUUUCUGAAUGACUGCUAGUAUUGGAUAAGACUAUUAGUACACAGUAAACUUCUUACGGAUACAUCCUAUCUGUAUUACG
This is a messenger RNA of Thrips palmi, 1791 nucleotides long. RefSeq names its product putative beta-glucosidase 6. The transcript has 9 exons. Gene Ontology annotation, biological process: carbohydrate metabolic process. Bases 436 to 1206 code for a protein of 256 amino acids. NCBI's taxonomy places the organism in Eukaryota, Metazoa, Arthropoda, Insecta, Thysanoptera, Thripidae. The record is from RefSeq and is a predicted model, not a curated record. Gene Ontology annotation, molecular function: beta-glucosidase activity.